AGUCUAGUUCCCGCCAACUGCGGAAAGAUUCAAAAUGUAUCGUAUCACAUCAACAGUGGUUUUGGCUGCCUGCAUAGUUCUAUGCACGGCAUUGCCCGUAGAGAAGCAGAAGGUCCAAGAAUUGCCCGUGCUGAAGGACCAGAAGGCUGAGGUUCUGUUCAGGGCUGACAACUACUCCACAGCGUUCCUGGAGUGCGCCCUUGAAGGGCACGGGAAGGAUGUUAAAUACACCUGGUACAAAAACGGCCAGAUCUUCGACUGGGAGAAAGCAGGUCACAUCGCUCAACGCCCUGGCGAAGGCAGCAUCAUGUUCUUCAACCCACAACCAUCCGACGAAGGACAAUACAAAUGCCUUGUCGAAACCCCCGCUGGGAUCGCAAGCACACGAACAAUUACCCUGAAAAAAGCUUUCAUCAACAUCCCAAAAGUGACACUUCAAGAGCAUAGACCAAUAGAAGGGAAACCGUUUAAACUGGAAUGCAAAAUCCCCGAAUCGUAUCCUAAACCAACAAUACUUUGGAAAACGCAACUGGUAGCUGAACCUAGUAUUAUAGAAGACUUCUUGAGCCAAAGAAUCACUCGUUCCCCGGACGGUGCGCUGUAUUUCUCGAAUGUGACGGAGGAAGAUGUCGGUGAUAAGUUUAAAUAUGUAUGUUAUGCUCAAACUCCUGCAUCCAGGGAUGAUGUCCUGUUAGCUGAACAUAAACUGGUCUCUUUGGAGAAGCCUAAGACGCCGAACGAUGGAGAGCUGUCUUUGCAAUACGUUACAAAUGAUAUCACUUCGAAAGUUGGAGAUGUGACCAUGAUUUACUGCAUCUACGGUGGAACCCCCCUGGCCUACCCCGACUGGUUCAAAGAGAACAAGCUGAUCGAAGCCAAGCCAGGAGACAGGAUCACGGACCACAACCGAACUGGAGGAAAGAGGCUGCUCAUCAAGGAGACUCUGUAUGAGGACCAGGGAACCUACAAGUGUGAGGUGAACAAUGGAGUCGGCAAGAAACUGACGCAUAGCAUGAAGUUGACUGUCGUCAGCGCGCCAAAACUGUCUCAACAACACGAAAAGCGUAUUCUCGUUAAGGAAGGCGAAGAUGUAUCCCUGCCGUGCAAAAUAACAGGUUUACCAGAGCCCAAAGUAACUUGGACUUACAACACCAAAGCUGUCAGCGAGCGCGCCAUUUACAAAGAUGGCGUCUUGAAAAUUAAAAACGCUAAGAAGGGUGACACUGGUUACUAUGGCUGCAAAGCCGAAAAUGAACAUGGCGACUUAUACGCCGAAACUCUUGUGCAAGUCGCUUAGGCUUUCAUUGUAUUUUUAAUUUAAGUUAUGUGAUGAUUUUUUAACCAAAUAAAGGUUUUUUUAAGUUGAAAA
This is a messenger RNA of Trichoplusia ni (cabbage looper), 1369 nucleotides long. RefSeq names its product hemolin-like. The transcript is spliced from 6 exons. The coding region runs from base 35 to 1297 and encodes 420 amino acids. Lineage: Eukaryota; Metazoa; Arthropoda; Insecta; Lepidoptera; Noctuidae. Gene Ontology annotation, biological process: cell adhesion; axon guidance. Gene Ontology annotation, cellular component: plasma membrane. The record is from RefSeq and is a predicted model, not a curated record. Gene Ontology annotation, molecular function: protein binding.